GAAAGGAGAGGUGUGGGGGGUAGCAAGUGUCAUAGAGAGGAGCGGGAGAGCGCGGGGAGCAGGUUGUUAGUCGAGGUGUUACGCACCCCGGAAUAGGUAUGUGAUGCAGGUGCGUACGGUGGGUUGUACGGUAGAGCGGUAUCGCGUGUGGAGACUGGAAAGAGCAUGUUGUUGCCAUACAUCAUGAAAUGCGUUUAACCCUGUGGCGUCAGGCAAGGACACCGUGUGAGCUUGGGGUGUGGAAGAGGGGAGGUUAUAACGGAGUGUGCAUGAAAGAGGGAAGGGUGCUUGGUGAAGGACAGCACAAGAGGGCGGAUACCGGUAUGUGUGUGCGAGGGGGGCCCUACCUGCAAGGGUAGAAGACUGUGAUGAGGACGGGAGCAGCUGCGGAUAACGGCGGGAGAAGGGGACAAGGCGUGAAGGCGCUGCUGAGGGAGAGGGAGAGAGCGCGAGAGAGGUAUGAUGUUGGUGAGAGGAUUACGUAUCUCGUGCGUUGCACGGCAUGUUGAUUUCAUAUGCAGGCUGAGGGCCAUUGCGAUGUUAGCUUAGCGUACCGGUAGUGUGUGUCGAGAGGGUUAAGUAGGUAGGUAGGUAGGUAGGUAGUAAGGAGGGUGCCGUGCGGCAGAACAGGCGUGGGCCAGGUAGGGGCUAUUUCAUUUGGCAACCCAACGCAAUGUUGGCUAAUCGGGGUGGCAGCAGACGGACGCCUGGGCCCGCACCUCUUAGCAUCCUUGAAUGGAGUAGCUUGACCCCUUCUGAACCGAACCUGUGUGGCGAGACUCCUUCCGGGUAGUGCUGUUAAAGGCUUGCGGCGGUGUGCGCGCCCCGAGCGCGGCGCAAGGCUGCUUUAGAGGCAAGGGUAGUUGACGCCGGCAAAGAAACUUUGAAGGGACAAAGUAUAGCUGGCAGUCGAUACCAUCUCCUCGCACACGGAAAGGGUCUUAGAAGCAAGCUUUUGUUGGUUUCGGGUCCACGUGGCUGCCUGCCGCCCGGCCCUGCUGGCUUUACGUACAUGCAACACCUCAGGCGCCGUACCCUGCGCGCGAAAGCAGCCGAACUGCUGGAGGCUGCCUGUAUCCGAUUUACGUGCAAGCUGAAAAAAUGCAAUUUGGUAAUGCCAUUCUGGGUCCCGCCAGUAAACUACAGCCUUGUUUAGUUGCUUUCCUUGCAUACUGCAUCGGCGCCACAACCAGUUUAACAGCGCUCUCUACUGUUUAGUGAAUGAAUGACAACCUAGAUGUUAUCCAUUUUGGGACGUAUUACUCUUGACGAGGUCGGCAUGGCCUGUUCGCGUAUGCGUCCUUGCUCCUCAAAACAUCAUAGCCAGGCAUUGACUACAAACCAUGAUAGUACUAUUAAGUACUUUCGGCCUUUGGUAGCGAUUAACCGUUGUCCGGUGUCAUGCCAACCGUCGCUCCAUGAGAGGAGCCCGACCACCAAAUGCCGGUCAUCGUUCUACGGAGGGCUCUUCCACCGGCGACCAGUACCAAGUCCACCCGAGUUGGUCCCGCAGCGCUGUCCUCACUGCGGAGGGACCGGGACUGUCACCUGCGGCGACUGCGGUGGUCGCGGGCGCCUGUCGAGGGCCGGCUACAACAAGAGGAACCGGGUGGACAUGGCCCGCAUCAUUGGCUCCAAAUGGACCGCCAUGCAGGAGACGCUGGGCUGGCGCCAUUUCCGAGUGGCUCAGCUCAUCGGCUUGUUUGCCAGCCUCAUUCAACACAUUGGGUAUUCUUCUCCCCCCUCCUGCCACUGGUUCUUCUUCUUCUCCUCCCGUCAGGUCCGCAAGACCGGCUCGGGGUCCGCAUUCGUGCAGCUGCAGGCGAGCUGCGACCCCGCAGCGCAGCUCUGGGUCAGUGCGGGCAACCUGCGCGAUCGAGACCUUUGGGCCGCCGGCUGGCUGCAGCUGAGCCAGAUGGCCGACCCCGCUGCCGCCGGAGCGCCCUGCCGUACAUGCAGCGGCUCGGGCAGCGUGCCGUGUGGCACAUGUGACGGCACGGGGGCGGUGAUGCGACCACCUCCGGAGACACCGCCAGAGAGCUCGACACCGCUACCGCAGCCGCAGCCGGAGACGCAGCCGGAGACGCAGUUGAUUGGGG
This is a messenger RNA of Astrephomene gubernaculifera, 2099 nucleotides long. The record is from the annotation of a GenBank genome assembly. NCBI's taxonomy places the organism in Eukaryota, Viridiplantae, Chlorophyta, Chlorophyceae, Chlamydomonadales, Astrephomenaceae.